AUGCCCGAGGGCUUCCAGGGAGGCGACAAGGUGGUGGCGAUGCAACGGCUUGAUGGCCUGUGGAGAUUGACCAGGCAACCGAUGCACUUUGCUUUGGCAGUCCCGCCGGACGCAAAGCCUGGUCAGGCUCUCAAGCCUCAGCUGCCGGAUGGAACUUUUCUGAAUUUUGAGCUUCCGGAGAACGUGCAGCCGGGCCACCUUGUGGAGCUGAAGAAUCUUGAGGGCGCAUGGGCGGUGGUUCGCGUCGUCGAACUCUUGCAGGUGUCUCGCAACCCGCUUCAAACCGAAACUGUUCGGGGGUCUUUCUUGGCGGCCUUGGAGCAGCUUCGCCAGUCCGGGGGGAUCAGCACCCUGGAGGCCGACGCCCAGGGCAUGCUUGUUGUAAAUGUGCCCUUCUGCGGACGGUUCCAAGAAUAUGCUCUUCUUGGCAACUUCUUGGCCGAGCACUGCCUGACCUUGCCUGGUGUGCGUGGGAUACGGAUAUUCGCCACAGACAGCCAGGAUAAAUUUUAUUACGACUGGGCAGUUGCGAAGCGCUGGUUUGCCGAGUUUCAUCCGCAGAUUGAAGUCCAAACGCAGGUUCGUGACCUUCACAUCGACCCACUGCCCCGGGCAGCGCUCACAGUUGCCUCUCAUCCUGAGGUCACGAGAGGGGGAUCCUGGUUUCCAAUCAUCGGUUCAAUCGUCCAUGCUGCAGAGCAGGGCAUUUGCCUUUUCGGCACUUUCUUUGAGGACGAGGCGAAAACGCUCACCAACAUGGUGCGCAUGUACAGCACCGACAGGAUCAGCUGCGAGAUGACGGAGAACCCAUUCUUCACAACACCUGAGGGCAAGUCGUUGCAAUCAAAGCGUAUGCGCUAUCUGGUGCUUCUGCGCCCUCAGCGAGAGACCUCGAUACUUAAGGCCAUGGGCCAGUAUGUUGCGAGUGUCUGCAGCCCAAGAAAGCAGUUGACCAACGACUCGGCAUAA
This is a messenger RNA of Symbiodinium natans, 969 nucleotides long. NCBI's taxonomy places the organism in Eukaryota, Dinophyceae, Suessiales, Symbiodiniaceae. The record is from the annotation of a GenBank genome assembly.